AAACAAUCACUAGCUCUUAAUUUUCACACACACACAAAUCUACUAAAAAGAGGAAUGUCAAGAAAGAAUUCAAUGAGAAGCCGGAGGGCAUGGGACGUGCUCCGGCUAGCUCUGCUGUGGGCCCGGAGGGGCGGCGCAUUCAGAAACCGGAUGGCGAUAAACAUGCGGCUGCUGCAGAAGGGGAUCAGGAAGCUCCGCCACUCUCACCACCACGGGACGCCGCCGGGGGCGCUCGUGUACGGCGAGCGUGAGCUGUCGUUCGACGACACUCCGGUGAUACACGUGAAGAUGCACCGCCCUGCCUCGCUCCGAUUCAUGAUUCCAUGCAUCAAGCCCCAAGUGGACUUCGACUACGAUUUCGACUUUGACGAUGACCAGAUUUAUGCCGAGGAGGAAGAGAAGGUGAUCGAAGAAUGUGACGACGAAGUUGAUUUGAAGGCGGAGGAAUUUAUAGCUAAUUUUUAUAAGCAGAUGAAGCUUCAGAGGCAGAUAUCGUAUUUGCAGUAUCAUGAAAAAAGAUCCACGAAUUGAUCUAUUGACCAUUGGAGUUGUGCUGGAUUUUGUUUUGCCAAUUUUUUGGAUUCUUUUGUGGUAUUUUUGUAGAUAGAUAUACGUUUUGCAGGAAAUUGAGUACUGGAAACCUUUUGUUGUUUUUCUCAUAAGCUUUCUGUAUAGCAGCAGCCAGCAAAUCAGCAUAUAUUAUGAAAUUCAAUAUUUGUAAUAGUA
Messenger RNA from Salvia hispanica, 726 nucleotides. RefSeq lists its product as uncharacterized. The record is from RefSeq and is a predicted model, not a curated record. Lineage: Eukaryota; Viridiplantae; Streptophyta; Magnoliopsida; Lamiales; Lamiaceae.